Molecule: messenger RNA, 17342 nt
Organism: Salmo salar (Atlantic salmon)
Lineage: Eukaryota; Metazoa; Chordata; Actinopteri; Salmoniformes; Salmonidae
Source: RefSeq, a predicted model, not a curated record
UGUGGCAUCAAAACAGCCCUAGAGUAAUAUAAAUAGAAACUAGAAAUGCAUUGACAUGACAGUAUACAUAUGAACAGUUCAAUUGGAAGCUUGAAAUGGCAAACACAACUACAAGGAUAAUAACAUUUUAGAGUGGAUAGAAGCUAGAUAUUGUGAUUGUUUAUUGUCAUUGACCAAUUCCUUCCUCAAUUGAGAUUUUGAGAAAUUACAGAAAUAAGGAGACUGGCAGUAAAGUGUUUUCUGUAGAAAACAACUGCAUCAACUGGGUUCAAAAUGAAGGCACAGAAAGUGACAGCUACUUUCACCAUGGUGUUCUUAUGUUGGAUUAUCCAUGGAGUUUCUACCACAACCGCUUCUUCUACAACUGCAUCUCCUACAACUGCAGAUCUUAUUACGGCAACAACAACUGCAGCUCCUAUGGCAUCAACUGUAGCUCCUACGACAACUGCAGCUCCAACGACAACUGCAGUACCUAAUACGACACCCACAACUGCAGUUCCUAAUACAACUGUAGCUCCAACGACCACAACAACAGUAGAACCUACAACGGCAGUUGUAGCUCCUACAGCAACAAAUGUAGCUCCUACUACUACUACAACUACAGCCCCUACUACGACUGUAGAUCCUACGGACACUACAAAGGUAACACCUACAAUGACCACUGUAGCUCCCACGACACCUGAAGCUCUGACGACAACAACUGCUGCUCCUACGACCACUACAACUCCAGAACCUACUACGACAGAACCUACUCCUACAACUGCUACGACUGUAGAACCUACUACGACAACCAGUGCAGCUCCUACUACAACAACUGCUGUUCUUACAACCACAACGACCGAAGCACCUUCUACAACAACUACAACUUCAGCUCCUACGACAACCACAACAGCAACACCUACAACAACUGUAGCUCCCACAACAACUUUAGCAUCUACUUCAACCACAUCAGCUGCCCCUACAACAACCACUGCAACCCUAACUACAACAACUGCUGCUCCUACGACCACUACAACUCCAGAACCUACUACGACAACCACUGCAUCUCCAACUACAACAACUGAUGUUCUUACAACCACAACGACCGAAGCACCUUCUACAACUUCAGCUCCUACGACAACCACAACAGCAACACCUACAACAACUGUAGCUCCUGCGACAACUGCAGCUCCUACAACAACUUUAGCCUCUACUUCAACCACAGCAGCAGCCGCUACGACAACUACUGCAGCCCUAACUACAACAACUGCUGCUCCUACGACCACUACAACUCCAGAACCUACUACGACAACCAGUGCAGAUCCAACUACAACUGCUGUUCUUACAACCACAACGACCGAAGCACCUUCUACAACAACUACAACUUCAGCUCCUACGACAACCACAACAGCAACACCAACAACAACUGUAGCUCCCACAACAACUUUAGCAUCUACUUCAACCACACCAGCUGCCCCUACGACAACCACUGCAGCCCUAACUACAACAACUGCUGCUCCUACGACCACUACAACUCCAGAACCUACUACGACAACCACUGCAGCUCCAACUACAACAACUGCUGUUCUUACAACCACAACGACCGAAGCACCUUCUACAACAACUACAACUUCAGCUCCUACGACAACAACAGCAACACCAACAACAACUGUAGCUCCCACGACAACUGCAGCUCCUACAACAACUUUAGCCUCUACUUCAACCACAGCAGCAGCCACUACGACAACUACUGCAGCCCUAACUACAACAACUGCUGCUCCUACGACCACUACAACUCCAGAACCUACUACGACAACCAGUGCAGCUCCUACUACAACAACUGCUGUUCUUACAACCACAACGACCGAAGCACCUUCUACAACAACUACAACUUCAGCUCCUACGACAACCACAACAGCAACACCUACAACAACUGUAGCUCCCACAACAACUUUAGCAUCUACUUCAACCACAUCAGCUGCCCCUACGACAACCAUUGCAGCCCUAACUACAACAAUUGCUGCUCCUACGACCACUACAACUCCAGAACCUACUACGACAACCAGUGCAGCUCCAACUACAACUGCUGUUCUUACAACCACAACGACCGAAGCACCUUCUACAACAACUACAACUUCAGCUCCUACGACAACCACAACAGCAACACCUACAACAACUGUAGCUCCCACAACAACUUUAGCAUCUACUUCAACCACAUCAGCUGCCCCUACGACAACCACUGCAGCCCUAACUACAACAACUGCUGCUCCUACGACCACAACAACUCCAGAACCUACUACGACAACCACUGCAUCUCCAACUACAACAACUGAUGUUCUUACAACGACCGAAGCACCUUCUACAACAACUACAACUUCAGCUCCUACGACAACCACAACAGCAACACCUACAACAACUGUAGCUCCCACGACAACUGCAGCUCCUACAACAACUUUAGCCUCUACUUCAACCACAGCAGCAGCCGCUACGACAACUACUGCAGCCCUAACUACAACAACUGCUUCUCCUACGACCACUACAACUCCAGAACCUACUACGACAACCAGUGCAGCUCCAACUACAACUGCUGCUCUUACAACCACAACGACCGAAGCACCUUCUACAACAACUACAACUUCAGCUCCUACGACAACCACAACAGCAACACCUACAACAACUGUAGCUCCCACAACAACUUUAGCAUCUACUUCAACCACAUCAGCUGCCCCUACGACAACCAUUGCAGCCCUAACUACAACAAUUGCUGCUCCUACGACCACUACAACUCCAGAACCUACUACGACAACCACUGCAGCUCCAACUACAACAACUGAUGUUCUUACAACCACAACGACCGAAGCACCUUCUACAACAACUACAACUUCAGCUCCUACGACAACCACAACAGCAACACCUACAACUACUGUAGCUCCCACAACAACUGCAGCUCCUACAACAACUUUAGCCUCUACUUCAACCACAGCAGCAGCCUCUACGACAACUACUGCAGCCCUAACUACAACAACUGCUGCUCCUACGACCACUACAACUCCAGAACCUACUACGACAACCAGUGCAGCUCCAACUACAACUGCUGUUCUUACAACCACAACGACCGAAGCACCUUCUACAACAACUACAACUUCAUCUCCUACGACAACCACAACAACAGCACCUACUAUAACACCUGCAGUUCCUACAACUGUAGCUCCCACGACCACUACACCUGCUGUACUUACUACAACAAUGACAACUACAGCUCCAGCAACAACAACUGUAGCUUCUACGUCAACCACAGCAGCUGCCUCUACAACAACCACUGCAGCUGUAACUUCAACAACUGCUGCUCCAACGACCACUACAACUCUAGAACCUAUUACAACAACCACUGCAGCUCCUGCUACAACAACUGCAAUUCUUACAACCACUGCGACUGCAGCACCUUCUACAACAACUACAACUUCAGCUCCUACGACAACCAAAACAGCAACACCUACAACAACUGUAGCUCCCACAACCACUUUAGCCUCUACUUCAACCACAUCAGCUGGCCCUACGACAACCACUGUAGCCCUAACUACAACAACUGCUGCUCCUACGACCACAACAACUCCAGAACCUACUACGACAACCACUGCAGCUCCAACUACAACAACUGAUGUUCUUACAACCACAACGACCGAAGCACCUUCUACAACAACUACAACUUCAGCUCCUACGACAACCACAACAGCAACACCUACAACAACUGUAGCUCCCACGACAACUGCAGCUCCUACAACAACUUUAGCCUCUACUUCAACCACAGCAGCAGCCGCUACGACAACUACUGCAGCCCUAACUACAACAACUGCUGCUCCUACGACCACUACAACUCCAGAACCUACUACGACAACCAGUGCAGCUCCAACUACAACUGCUGCUCUUACAACCACAACGACCGAAGCACCUUCUACAACAACUACAACUUCAGCUCCUACGACAACCACAACAGCAACACCUACAACAACUGUAGCUCCCACAACAACUUUAGCAUCUACUUCAACCACAUCAGCUGCCCCUACGACAACCAUUGCAGCCCUAACUACAACAAUUGCUGCUCCGACGACCACUACAACUCCAGAACCUACUACGACAACCAGUGCAGCUCCAACUACAACAACUGCUGUUCUUACAACCACAACGACCGAAGCACCUUCUACAACAACUACAACUUCAGCUCCUACGACAACCACAACAGCAACACCUACAACUACUGUAGCUCCCACAACAACUGCAGCUCCUACAACAACUUUAGCCUCUACUUCAACCACAGCAGCAGCCGCUACGACAACUACUGCAGCCCUAACUACAACAACUGCUGCUCCUACGACCACUACAACUCCAGAACCUACUACGACAACCAGUGCAGCUCCAACUACAACUGCUGUUCUUACAACCACAACGACCGAAGCACCUUCUACAACAACUACAACUUCAUCUCCUACGACAACCACAACAACAGCACCUACUAUAACACCUGCAGUUCCUACAACUGUAGCUCCCACGACCACUACACCUGCUGUACUUACUACAACAAUGACAACUACAGCUCCAGCAACAACAACUGUAGCUUCUACGUCAACCACAGCAGCUGCCUCUACAACAACCACUGCAGCUGUAACUUCAACAACUGCUGCUCCAACGACCACUACAACUCUAGAACCUAUUACAACAACCACUGCAGCUCCUGCUACAACAACUGCAAUUCUUACAACCACUGCGACUGCAGCACCUUCUACAACAACUACAACUUCAGCUCCUACGACAACCACAACAGCAACACCUACAACAACUGUAGCUCCCACAACCACUUUAGCCUCUACUUCAACCACAUCAGCUGGCCCUACGACAACCACUGUAGCCCUAACUACAACAACUGCUGCUCCUACGACCACAACAACUCCAGAACCUACUACGACAACCACUGCAGCUCCAACUACAACAACUGAUGUUCUUACAACCACAACGACCGAAGCACCUUCUACAACAAUUACAACUUCAGCUCCUACGACAACCACAACAGCAACACCUACAACAACUGUAGCUCCCACGACAACUGCAGCUCCUACAACAACUUUAGCCUCUACUUCAACCACAGCAGCAGCCGCUACGACAACUACUGCAGCCCUAACUACAACAACUGCUGCUCCUACGACCACUACAACUCCAGAACCUACUACGACAACCAGUGCAGCUCCAACUACAACUGCUGUUCUUACAACCACAACGACCGAAGCACCUUCUACAACAACUACAACUUCAGCUCCUACGACAACCACAACAGCAACACCUACAACAACUGUAGCUCCCACGACAACUGCAGCUCCUACAACAACUUUAGCAUCUACUUCAACCACAGCAGCUGCCCCUACGACAACCACUGCAGCCCUAACUACAACAACUGUAGCUCCUACGACCACUACAACUCCAGAACCUACUACGACAACCAGUGCAGCUCCAACUACAACAACUGCUGUUCUUACAACCACAACGACCGAAGCACCUUCUACAACAACUACAACUUCAGCUCCUAUGACAACAACAACAGCAACACCUACAGCAACUCUAGCUCCCACGACAACCGCAGCUCCUACAACAACUUUAGCCUCUACUUCAACCACAGCAGCUGCCCCUACGACAACUACUGCAGCCCUAACUACAACAACUGCUGCGCCUACAACCACUACAACUCCAGAACCUACUACGACAACCAGUGUAGCUCCUACGACCACAACGACCGCAGCGCCUUCUACAACAACUACAACUUCAGCUCCUACGACAACCACAACAACAGCACCUACUAUAACACCUGCAGUUCCUACAACUGUAGCUCCCACGACCACUACACCUGCUGUACUUACUUCAACAAUGAUAACUACAGCUCCUGCUACAACAACUGUAGCUCCCACGACAACUGUAGCUCCUACAACAACUUUAGCCUCUACUUCAACCACAGCAGCUCCAACAACCACUACAGCUGCCUCUACGACAACCACUGCUGCUUUAACUACAUCAACGGCUGCUCCAACAACCACUACAACUCUAGAACCUACUACGACAACCAGUGCAGCUCCUACUACAACAACUGCUGUUCUUACGUCCACAACGAACGCAGCACCUUCUACAACAACUACAACUUCAGCUCCUACGCCAACCACAACAACAGCACCUACUACAACACCUGCAGUUCCUACAACUGUAGCUCCCACAACCACUACACCUGCUGUACUUUCUACAGCAACAACAACUGUAGCUUCUACAUCAUCCACAGCAGCUGCCUCUACAACAACCACUGCAGCUCUAACUUCAACAACUGCUGCUCCAACAACCACUACAACUCCAGAACCUAUUUCGACAACCACUGCAGCUCCUGCUACAACAACUGCUAUUCUAACAACCCCAACGACCGCAGCACCUUCUACAACAACUUCAGCUCCUACGACAACCACAACAACAGCACCUACUACAGCACCUGCAGUUCCUACAACUGUAGCUCCCACGACCACUACCCCUGCUGUACUUACUACAGCAAUCACAACUACAGCUCCUGCUACAACAACUGUAGCUUCUACGUCAGCUGCCUCUACGACAACCACGGCAGCUCUAACUACAACAACUGCUGCUCCUACCACCACUACAACUCCAGAACCUACUACCACAACCAGUGCAGCUCCUACUACAACAACUGCUGUUCUUACGACCACUGUGACUGCAGCACCUUCUACAACAACUACAACAACUGCUGCUCCAACAACCAGUACAACUGCCUCUACAACAACCACUGCAUCUCUAACUACAACAAUUGCUGCUCCAACAACCACUACAACUCCAGAACCUAUUAAAACAACCACUGCAGCUUCUGCUACAACAACUGCUAUUCUUACAACCACUGUGACUGCAGCACCUUCUACAACAACUACAACUUCAGCUCCUACAACAACCACUACAGCAACACCUACAACAACUGUAGCUCCUACAACAACUUUAGCCUCUACUUCAACCACAGCCGCUGCCCCUACGACAACCACUGCAGCCCUAACUACAACAACUGCUGCUCCAACGACCACUACAACUCCAGAACCUAUUACGACAACCACUGCAGCUCUAACUACAACAACUGCUGCUCCAACGACCACUACAACUCCAGAACCUAUUACGACAACCAGUGCAGCUCCUUCUAUAACAACUGCUGUUCUUACGACCACAACGACUGGAGCACCUUCUACAACAACUACAACUUCAGCUCCUACGACAACCACAACAACAGCACCUACUACAACACCUGCAGUUCCUACAACUGUAGUUCCCACAACCACUACACCUGAUGUACUUACUACAACAAUCACAACUACAGCUCCUGCUACAAUAACUGUAGCUUCUACGUCAACCACAGCAGCUGCCUCUACGACAACCCUUGCAGCUCUAACUACAACAACUGCUGCUCCAACGACCACUACAACUCCAGAACCUAUUACAACAAGCACUGCAGCUCCCAAAACUGCUAUUCUUACAACCACUGUGACAGCAGCACCUUCUAUAAUAAUUACAACUUCAGCUCCUACGACAACCACAACAGCAACACCUACAACAACUGUAGUUCCCACGACAACAGCUGCUCCUACAACAACUUUAGCCUCUACUUCAACCAUAGCAGCUGCUCCUACGAAAACUACUGCAGUCCUAACUACAACAACUGCUGCUCUUAUGACCACUACAACUCCUGAACCUACUACGACAACCAGUGCAGCUCCUUCUAUAACAACUGCUGUUCUUACGACCACAACGACCGCAGCACCUUCUACAACAACUACAACUUCAGCUCCUACGACAACCACAACAACAGCACCUACUACAACACCUGCAGUUCCUACAACUGUAGCUCACACGACCACUACACCUGCUGUACUUACUACAACAAUCACAACUACAGCUCCUGCUACAACAACUGUAGCUUCUACGUCAACCACAGCAGCUGCCUCUACAACAACCACUGCAGCUCUAACUUCAACAACUGCUAUUCUUACAACCACUGCGAAUGCAGCACCUUCUACAACAACUACAACUUCAGCUCCUACGACAAUCACAACAACAACAGUAGCUCCCACGAAAACUGCAGUUCUUUCAACAAGUUUAGCAUCUACUUCAACCACAGCAGCAGCCCCUACGAUUUCCACCGCAGCCCUAACUACAACAACUGCUGCUCCUACCACCACUAGAACUCCAGAACCAACUACGACAACCAGUGCAGCUCCUACAACAACUGUAGCUUCUACGUCAACCACAGCAGCUGCUUCUACGACAACCACUGCAGCUCUAACUACAACAACUGCUACUCCUACGACCGAUACAACUCCAGAACCUGCUACGACAGAACCUACUCCUACAACUGCUACGACUGCAGAACCUACCAUGACAGCCAGUGCAGCUCCUGUGACAACUGCUGUUCUUAUGACCACAUCGACUGCAGCACCUUCUACAACAACUACAACAGCUCUUUCUACUGCAACUGUAAAUCCUAUGACAACAAUAGUUGGUCCUACGACACCUAUUACAACAAUUAAUACUGCAGGUCCUACAACCACCACCACAACUGGUAGUUCUCAUCCUACAACAACGACUACAACUGCAGCACCUACAAGUACAACCACAAUUGUACUUCCUAACUCGACAUCCAGAAAUGCAACUUAUAACUCAACUUCUAUGGCAUCAACAACUAGAUUCGGCACAGUGGGGGGUUUUGUUGAACUGAUAUUCAAGGUGAAAACACCAGUCCCCACUGAGGAUGAUGUCCUUGGUGCCGUCAAGAAGCAACUGUCUCCUCAAUUCCCGACCACUCAAACCACCUACCAGAAUGCAACUUAUAUCAAACUUACAGAUACUUCAUUUGCCAUCGUCCUUGGUUUCAAAAUAACCAAUGUAACCCAGGAGUCUCUAAGUAAUAGACUCACACUCACCAAUGAGACCGAAACCCAGAUACAGGAUUCAAUUAACAUACUACUCCAUAAGGUUCUCAGUGAACCAGACGGCAACCAGUUUCAAUUUCCCAGCGCCAACUUCAUUGACGAUGGCACUGAAAUCACAGCAAACGUGACGUAUGUAUACAAAGAGGAAGAUGUCAACCAGCCUAGUAGUUUUCUACAGGAAGUCUUAAAAGUCUCAGGUCUCCUGACCGCCACUGUUGCCCCAACAACAACUAUCAGCAACACACCACUUCCUACCCUUUUGACUUCAGUGACAUCAACAACUAGAUUCGGCACAGUGGGGGUUUUUGUUGAACUGAUAUUCAAGGUCAAAUCACCAGUCCCCACUGAGGAUGAUGUCCUUGGUGCCGUCAAGAAGCAACUGUCUCCUCAAUUCCCGACCACUCAAACCACCUACCAGAAUGCAACUUAUAUCAAACUUACAGAUACUUCAUUUGCCAUCGUCCUUGGUUUCAAAAUAACCAAUGUAACCCAGGAGUCUCUAAGUAAUAGACUCACACUCACCAAUGAGACCGAAACCCAGAUACAGGAUUCAAUUAACAUACUACUCCAUAAGGUUCUCAGUGAACCAGACGGCAACCAGUUUCAAUUUCCCAGCGCCAACUUCAUUGACGAUGGCACUGAAAUCACAGCAAACGUGACGUAUGUAUACAAAGAGGAAGAUGUCAACCAGCCUAGUAGUUUUCUACAGGAAGUCUUAAAAGUCUCAGGUCUCCUGACCGCCACUGUUGCCCCAACAACAACUAUCAGCAACACACCACUUCCUACCCUUUUGACUUCAGUGACAUCAACAACUAGAUUCGGCACAGUGGGGGGUUUUGUUGAACUGAUAUUCAAGGUGAAAACACCAGUCCCCACUGAGGAUGAUGUCCUUGGUGCCGUCAAGAAGCAACUGUCUCCUCAAUUCCCGACCACUCAAACCACCUACCAGAAUGCAACUUAUAUCAAACUUACAGAUACUUCAUUUGCCAUCGUCCUUGGUUUCAAAAUAACCAAUGUAACCCAGGAGUCUCUAAGUAAUAGACUCACACUCACCAAUGAGACCGAAACCCAGAUACAGGAUUCAAUUAACAUACUACUCCAUAAGGUUCUCAGUGAACCAGACGGCAACCAGUUUCAAUUUCCCAGCGCCAACUUCAUUGACGAUGGCACUGAAAUCACAGCAAACGUGACGUAUGUAUACAAAGAGGAAGAUGUCAACCAGCCUAGUAGUUUUCUACAGGAAGUCUUAAAAGUCUCAGGUCUCCUGACCGCCACUGUUGCCCCAACAACAACUAUCAGCAACACACCACUUCCUACCCUUUUGACUUCAGUGACAUCAACAACUAGAUUCGGCACAGUGGGGGUUUUUGUUGAACUGAUAUUCAAGGUCAAAUCACCAGUCCCCACUGAGGAUGAUGUCCUUGGUGCCGUCAAGAAGCAACUGUCUCCUCAAUUCCCGACCACUCAAACCACCUACCAGAAUGCAACUUAUAUCAAACUUACAGAUACUUCAUUUGCCAUCGUCCUUGGUUUCAAAAUAACCAAUGUAACCCAGGAGUCUCUAAGUAAUAGACUCACACUCACCAAUGAGACCGAAACCCAGAUACAGGAUUCAAUUAACAUACUACUCCAUAAGGUUCUCAGUGAACCAGACGGCAACCAGUUUCAAUUUCCCAGCGCCAACUUCAUUGACGAUGGCACUGAAAUCACAGCAAACGUGACGUAUGUAUACAAAGAGGAAGAUGUCAACCAGCCUAGUAGUUUUCUACAGGAAGUCUUAAAAGUCUCAGGUCUCCUGACCGCCACUGUUGCCCCAACAACAACUAUCAGCAACACACCACUUCCUACCCUUUUGACUUCAGUGACAUCAACAACUAGAUUCGGCACAGUGGGGGUUUUUGUUGAACUGAUAUUCAAGGUCAAAUCACCAGUCCCCACUGAGGAUGAUGUCCUUGGUGCCGUCAAGAAGCAACUGUCUCCUCAAUUCCCGACCACUCAAACCACCUACCAGAAUGCAACUUAUAUCAAACUUACAGAUACUUCAUUUGCCAUCGUCCUUGGUUUCAAAAUAACCAAUGUAACCCAGGAGUCUCUAAGUAAUAGACUCACACUCACCAAUGAGACCGAAACCCAGAUACAGGAUUCAAUUAACAUACUACUCCAUAAGGUUCUCAGUGAACCAGACGGCAACCAGUUUCAAUUUCCCAGCGCCAACUUCAUUGACGAUGGCACUGAAAUCACAGCAAACGUGACGUAUGUAUACAAAGAGGAAGAUGUCAACCAGCCUAGUAGUUUUCUACAGGAAGUCUUAAAAGUCUCAGGUCUCCUGACCGCCACUGUUGCCCCAACAACAACUAUCAGCAACACACCACUUCCUACCCUUUUGACUUCAGUGACAUCAACAACUAGAUUCGGCACAGUGGGGGUUUUUGUUGAACUGAUAUUCAAGGUCAAAUCACCAGUCCCCACUGAGGAUGAUGUCCUUGGUGCCGUCAAGAAGCAACUGUCUCCUCAAUUCCCGACCACUCAAACCACCUACCAGAAUGCAACUUAUAUCAAACUUACAGAUACUUCAUUUGCCAUCGUCCUUGGUUUCAAAAUAACCAAUGUAACCCAGGAGUCUCUAAGUAAUAGACUCACACUCACCAAUGAGACCGAAACCCAGAUACAGGAUUCAAUUAACAUACUACUCCAUAAGGUUCUCAGUGAACCAGAUGGCAAACAGUUUAAAUUUCCCAACGCCAACUUCAUUGACGAUGGCACUGAAAUCACGGCAAACGUGACGUAUGUAUACAAAGAGGAAGAUGUCAACCAGCCUAGUAGUUUUCUACAGGAAGUCUUAAAAGUCUCAGGUCUCCUGACCGCCACUGUUGCCCCAACAACAACUAUCAGCAACACACCACUUCCUACCCUUUUGACUUCAGUGACAUCAACAACUAGAUUCAGCACAGUGGGGGUUUUGGUUGAACUGAUAUUCAAGGUGAAAACACCAGUCCCCACUGAGGAUGAUGUCCUUGGUGCCGUCAAGAAGCAACUGUCUCCUCAAUUCCCGACCACUCAAACCACCUACCAGAAUGCAACUUAUAUCAAACUUACAGAUACUUCAUUUGCCAUCGUCCUUGGUUUCAAAAUAACCAAUGUAACCCAGGAGUCUCUAAGUAAUAGACUCACACUCACCAAUGAGACCGAAACCCAGAUACAGGAUUCAAUUAACAUACUACUCCAUAAGGUUCUCAGUGAACCAGAUGGCAAACAGUUUAAAUUUCCCAACGCCAACUUCAUUGACGAUGGCACUGAAAUCACGGCAAACGUGACGUAUGUAUACAAAGAGGAAGAUGUCAACCAGCCUAGUAGUUUUCUACAGGAAGUCUUAAAAGUCUCAGGUCUCCUGACCGCCACUGUUGCCCCAACAACAACUAUCAGCAACAAACCACUUCCUACCCUUUUGACUUCAGUGACAUCAACAACUAGAUUCAGCACAGUGGGGGUUUUGGUUGAACUGAUAUUCAAGGUGAAAACACCAGUCCCCACUGAGGAUGAUGUCCUUGGUGCCGUCAAGAAGCAACUGUCUCCUCAAUUCCCGACCACUCAAACCACCUACCAGAAUGCAACUUAUAUCAAACUUACAGAUACUUCAUUUGCCAUCGUCCUUGGUUUCAAAAUAACCAAUGUAACCCAGGAGUCUCUAAGUAAUAGACUCACACUCACCAAUGAGACCGAAACCCAGAUACAGGAUUCAAUUAACAUACUACUCCAUAAGGUUCUCAGUGAACCAGAUGGCAAACAGUUUAAAUUUCCCAACGCCAACUUCAUUGACGAUGGCACUGAAAUCACGGCAAACGUGACGUAUGUAUACAAAGAGGAAGAUGUCAACCAGCCUAGUAGUUUUCUACAGGAAGUCUUAAAAGUCUCAGGUCUCCUGACCGCCACUGUUGCCCCAACAACAACUAUCAGCAACACACCACUUCCUACCCUUUUGACUUCAGUGACAUCAACAACUAGAUUCGGCACAGUGGGGGUUUUGGUUGAACUGAUAUUCAAGGUCAAAUCACCAGUCCCCACUGAGGAUGAUGUCCUUGGUGCCGUCAAGAAGCAACUGUCUCCUCAAUUCCCGACCACUCAAACCACCUACCAGAAUGCAACUUAUAUCAAACUUACAGAUACUUCAUUUGCCAUCGUCCUUGGUUUCAAAAUAACCAAUGUAACCCAGGAGUCUCUAAGUAAUAGACUCACACUCACCAAUGAGACCGAAACCCAGAUACAGGAUUCAAUUAACAUACUACUCCAUAAGGUUCUCAGUGAACCAGAUGGCAAACAGUUUAAAUUUCCCAACGCCAACUUCAUUGACGAUGGCACUGAAAUCACGGCAAACGUGACGUAUGUAUACAAAGAGGAAGAUGUCAACCAGCCUAGUAGUUUUCUACAGGAAGUCUUAAAAGUCUCAGGUCUCCUGACCGCCACUGUUGCCCCAACAACAACUAUCAGCAACACACCACUUCCUACCCUUUUGACUUCAGUGACAUCAACAACUAGAUUUGGCACAGCCGUGGUUUUUGUUGAACUGAUAUUCCAGCUCAAAACACCAGUCCCCACUGAGGAUGCUGUCCUUGGUGCCGUCAAGCAGCAAUUGUCUCUUCAAUCCAAGACCACUCAAACCACCUUCCAUAAUGCAACUUAUAUCAAACUUACUGAUACUUCAUUUGCCAUCAACCUUGGUUUCAAAAUAACCAAUGUAACCCUGGAGUCUCUAAGUAAUAGACUCACAUUCACCAAUGAGACCUACAUCCAGAUACAGCUUUCAAUUAACACACUACUUCGUGAACUUCUCAGUGAACCAGACGGCAAACAGUUUCAAUUUCCCAACGCCGACUUCAUUGCUUAUGGCACUGAAAUCAGGGCAAACGUGACGUAUGUAUACAAGGAGGAAGAUGUCAGCCACCCUAGUGGUUUUCUACAGGAUGUCUUAAAAGUCUCAGGUCUCCUGACCGCCACUGUUGCCCCAACAACAACUAUCAGCAACACACCACUUCCUACCCUUUUGACUUCAGUGACAUCAACAACUAGAUUCAGCACAGUGGGGGUUUUGGUUGAACUGAUUUUCAAGGUGAAAACACCAGUCCCCACUGAGGAUGCUGUCCUUGGUGCCGUCAAGAAGCAACUGUCUCCUCAAUUCACGACCACUCAAACCACCUUUCAGACUGCAACAUAUAUCAAACUUACAGAUACUUCAUUUGCCAUCGACCUUGGUUUCAAAAUAACCAAUGUAACCCAGGAGUCUCUAAGUAAUAGACUCACACUCACCAAUGAGACCGAAACCCAGAUACAGGAUUCAAUUAACAUACUACUCCAUAAGGUUCUCAGUGAACAAGACGGCAAACAGUUUCAAUUUCCCAACGCCAACUUCAUUGCUGAUGGCACUGAAAUCACUGCAAACAUGACGUAUGUAUACAAAGAGGAAGAUGUCAACCAGCCUAGUAGUUUUCUACAGGAAGUCUUAAAAGUCUCAGGUCUCCUGACCACCACUGUUGCCCCAACAACAACUAUCAGCAACACACCACUUCCUACCCUUUUGGCUUCAGUGACAUCAACAACUAGAUUCAGCACAGUGGGGGUUUUGGUUGAACUGAUUUUCAAGGUCAAAUCACCAGUCCCCACUGAGGAUGCUGUCCUUGGUGCCGUCAAGAAGCAACUGUCUCCUCAAUUCACGACCACUCAAACCACCUUUCAGACUGCAACAUAUAUCAAACUUACAGAUACUUCAUUUGCCAUCGACCUUGGUUUCAAAAUAACCAAUGUAACCCAGGAGUCUCUAAGUAAUAGACUCACACUCACCAAUGAGACCGAAACCCAGAUACAGGAUUCAAUUAACAUACUACUCCAUAAGGUUCUCAGUGAACCAGACGGCAAACAGUUUCAAUUUCCCAGCGCCAACUUCAUUGCUGAUGGCACUGAAAUCACGGCAAACAUGACGUAUGUAUACAAAGAGGAAGAUGUCAACCAGCCUAGUAGUUUUCUACAGGAAGUCUUAAAAGUCUCAGGUCUCCUGACCACCACUGUUGCCCCAACAACAACUAUCAGCAACACACCACUUCCUACCCUUUUGGCUUCAGUGACAUCAACAACUAGAUUCAGCACAGUGGGGGUUUUGGUUGAACUGAUAUUCAAGGUCAAAUCACCAGUCCCCACUGAGGAUGCUGUCCUUGGUGCCGUCAAGAAGCAACUGUCUCCUCAAUUCACGACCACUCAAACCACCUUUCAGACUGCAACAUAUAUCAAACUUACAGAUACUUCAUUUGCCAUCGACCUUGGUUUCAAAAUAACCAAUGUAACCCAGGAGUCUCUAAGUAAUAGACUCACACUCACCAAUGAGACCGAAACCCAGAUACAGGAUUCAAUUAACAUACUACUCCAUAAGGUUCUCAGUGAACCAGACGGCAAACAGUUUCAAUUUCCCAGCGCCAACUUCAUUGCUGAUGGCACUGAAAUCACGGCAAACGUGACGUAUGUAUACAAAGAGGAAGAUGUCAACCAGCCUAGUAGUUUUCUACAGGAAGUCUUAAAAGUCUCAGGUCUCCUGACCACCACUGUUGCCCCAACAACAACUAUCAGCAACACACCACUUCCUACCCUUUUGGCUUCAGUGACAUCAACAACUAGAUUCAGCACAGUGGGGGUUUUUGUUGAACUGAUAUUCAAGGUCAAAUCACCAGUCCCCACUGAGGAUGCUGUCCUUGGUGCCGUCAAGAAGCAACUGUCUCCUCAAUUCACGACCACUCAAACCACCUUUCAGACUGCAACAUAUAUCAAACUUACAGAUACUUCAUUUGCCAUCGACCUUGGUUUCAAAAUAACCAAUGUAACCCAGGAGUCUCUAAGUAAUAGACUCACACUCACCAAUGAGACCGAAACCCAGAUACAGGAUUCAAUUAACAUACUACUCCAUAAGGUUCUCAGUGAACCAGACGGCAAACAGUUUCAAUUUCCCAGCGCCAACUUCAUUGCUGAUGGCACUGAAAUCACGGCAAACGUGACGUAUGUAUACAAAGAGGAAGAUGUCAACCAGCCUAGUAGUUUUCUACAGGAAGUCUUAAAAGUCUCAGGUCUCCUGACCACCACUGUUGCCCCAACAACAACUAUCAGCAACACACCACUUCCUACCCUUUUGGCUUCAGUGACAUCAACAACUAGAUUUGGCACAGCCGUGGUUUUUGUUGAACUGAUAUUCCAGCUCAAAACACCAGUCCCCACUGAGGAUGCUGUCCUUGGUGCCGUCAAGAAGCAACUGUCUCUUCAAUCCAAGACCACUCAAACCACCUUCCAGAAUGCAACUUAUAUCAAACUUACAGAUACUUCAUUUGCCAUCAAACUUGGUUUCAAAAUAACCAAUGUACCCCUGGAGUCUCUAAGUAAUAGACUCACAUUCACCAAUGAGACCUACGUCCAGAUACAGCUUUCAAUUAACACACUACUCCGUGAACUUCUCAGUGAACCAGACGGCAAACAGUUUCAAUUUCCCAACGCCAACUUCAUUGCUGAUGGCACUGAAAUCAGGGCAAACGUGACGUAUGUAUACAAAGAGGAAGAUGUCAGCCACCCUAGUGGUUUUCUACAGGAUGUCUUAAAAGUCUCAGGUCUUCUGACCACCACUGUUGCCCCAACAACAACUACCAGCACCACACCACUUCCUACCCUUUUGCUGACUACACCUUUCAAUACCACAAGUGUUGGAGGUUUUCCUGGCUGGGCUUUGGCCAUUAUCAUUCCUUGUGGCAUCGCUAUCAUUCUGGUACCCCUGUGGAUCCUGCUAUGUUGUAUGCUAUGUGGCUGCUGUGCAGCUGUAAGGAGACGCUGGCACAGACGCAGAUCUUACAAUGUACAGUACACAACCAGAAACGGACUCUUCUGAGGUGACAAAACUAACACCAGUGGGCAACUGUCAUCACAAGAACAGCCAAUUAUCUAUCUAUAUCUGCUAAUCAGGAGACUUCAUUGGGUGCUUGCAUCUAUUUUUUUUUUAUCAUGAUAAGAAAAUUCAUAAUGGGCUUAAUAAUCCACAGGCUUUUGCGCAUUGUACAAUAUUUUAUAUUAUACAUCUGAUUGUUAAUCAAGGUUACAGUUGAGCUGAACAGUAUGUAUGUUUAUGUAUUUAUUAGCUAUGUACUUUAUGUGGUUUCAAGCUGUGCUGUCCACUGACUAAAACGGUUAUCAGUUAUUUAUUGAAUGUAGAUUAAAAUAUUUAUUUGAGUUUUGUUAUUUCCUCUUUUGAUUAACUAUUAACUAACUUAUUUUCAACUGCAAUACAGUACUUGUUUCUUCAUCACACAGUUUGACAAAUGUAAUAAAGGCUUUGCAAAUCAG